This is a messenger RNA of Dissoconium aciculare CBS 342.82, 3379 nucleotides long. RefSeq names its product P-loop containing nucleoside triphosphate hydrolase protein. The record is from RefSeq and is a predicted model, not a curated record. Gene Ontology annotation, biological process: cytosolic ribosome assembly. The coding region runs from base 124 to 3210 and encodes 1028 amino acids. Gene Ontology annotation, cellular component: ribonucleoprotein complex; cytosol. NCBI's taxonomy places the organism in Eukaryota, Fungi, Ascomycota, Dothideomycetes, Mycosphaerellales, Dissoconiaceae. The transcript is spliced from 2 exons. Gene Ontology annotation, molecular function: GTPase activity; ribosome binding; GTP binding.
UGAUGACGACUGCAGGAUCACGGCAAGACAUCUCUCACCGACGCUCUCAUCGCCACCAAUGGCAUCAUCUCGCCCAAACAAGCCGGCAAGGUCCGUUAUCUAGACUCCAGACCAGACGAACAGAUGAGAGGAAUCACCAUGGAAUCAUCCGCCAUCUCCCUCUACUUCUCGUUAUUGCGGCGGAAUGCGCCGAAUGCGGAACCAGUCCAGAAGGAGUACCUCAUUAAUCUGAUCGACUCUCCUGGACAUAUUGAUUUCAGCUCAGAAGUUUCAACCGCAUCGCGACUAUGUGAUGGUGCGGUCGUUCUUGUCGACGCUGUAGAGGGGGUGUGCUCACAAACGGUGACGGUACUGCGACAGAGUUACAACGAGAAGUUAAAACCUCUACUCGUCAUCAACAAAAUGGAUCGUCUGAUCACAGAAUGGAAAUUGACCCCCGCAGAAGCGCACGAUCAUUUGAAGAAGCUCCUCGAACAGGUCAAUGCGGUCAUGGGAAGUUUUGCGCUGGGUGAACGAAUGGAGGAUGAUCUGCGAUGGCGGGAGAGAAUCGAUCAGAAGAUCAGCGCUGCGACUGCGGCACGCGAGCAAGCUGGUGACGCGAAGACGAAUGGCGCCGAAGACGACGACGAAAGCGUUGUGAACGCAGUCUACGAAGAAAAAGAAGACGAGGAUAUCUACUUUGAACCUGAAAAGAACAAUGUCAUUUUCGGUUCAGCGAUCGACGGAUGGGCUUUCACACCGCGCCAAUUCGCAGGUCUAUAUGAGAAGAAGCUCGGCAUCAAACGCAGCGUGCUGGAGAAAGUCCUCUGGGGAGAUUUCUACCUGGACCCCAAAACGAAGCGCGUCCUGGGAUCGAAGCAUCUCAAAGGUCGUCAUCUCAAGCCCAUGUUCGUUCAACUCGUGCUGGAACAAAUCUGGGCUGUGUAUGAAGCGACGACUGGUGGUCCAAAUGGGAAAGGCGAUCAGCCAUUACUGGAGAAAAUCACCAAGAGUUUGAACAUCAACAUCCCUGCGCACAUCAUGAGAUCGAGAGAUCCCAAGGCAUUGCUCAGUGCGGUGUUCUCGGCUUGGCUACCGCUUUCGACAGCAGUACUGGUAUCGGUGAUCGAGGGCCUGCCAUCGCCACGCGCAGCACAAGCCCUGCGUAUGCCGGCACUUUUAGAUUCGCUACCUGGCGCUAGCCACAUCGACCCAUCGAUCAGGGACGCCAUCUUGCAGUCGAAGGCUGCAGCCAGCGAGCCCGUGGUCGCAUACGUAAGCAAGAUGAUCUCAAUACCGGAAAGCGAAUUACCUGUCAACAAGCGCCGUGGAGGUGCUCUCACGGCUGAAGAGGCUCGCGAGUUGGGUCGGAAGAAGCGGGCGGAGAUUGCAAGAGCCCAGGCGUUGGCUGGUGGGGAACCAAGUGUUGACUCGGUCGCAGACGCGCUGAGCAGCGCGGCAAUCGGUGACGAAGAAGAUCUUGAGAAUGGCGCCGGGGAAAAAGACCAGCAGGAUGACCCGGAGCACCUCAUAGGCUUUGCACGUAUAUUCUCGGGAACACUCACGGUCGGUGAUGAGAUCUAUGUACUCCCUCCGAAGUUCACGCCCGCACGACCUCAAGCUCAGCCAUUACCCAAGAAAGUCACCGUCACCGGGUUAUAUCUGCUAAUGGGACGGAGUCUGGAAACGCUCACCUCGGUUCCAGCAGGCAAUGUCGUCGGUAUCGCCGGUCUCCAAGGAGCAAUUCUCAAGUCUGGAACCAUCUGCUCCAGCAUCGAAGGCGCACCCAAUCUCUCCUCCACCAGCUUCAUCUCCACCAACGCACCUAUCGUUCGCGUUGCCUUGGAGCCAGUCUUCCCAGGCGAUCUCGACAAAAUGAUCCGCGGCCUCCGUCUCCUCGAGCAAGCCGACCCCGCAGUAUCUUAUGAGCAGCUCGAGAGCGGUGAACAUGUCAUCCUGACCGCGGGUGAACUCCACCUCGAGCGCUGUCUGAAGGACCUCCGUGAGCGGUUCGCGCGUUGCGACAUCCAGGCCGGCGAGGCCAUUGUCCCGUACCGCGAGAGCAUCGUGCGAGCCGAGGAGAUGAAUGCUCCCCGGGACGCGAAUCUCGGCCGAGGACGUGUCGAGGUGGCGACUUCCAGCAAGCAGAUUUCGAUCUGUCUUGCGGUCAGACCUCUUCCCGCCGCGGUCACGAAUUUCCUCAUUCGACAUACCGGUGCCGUCAAAAGGCUUUAUUCCGAGAGACAGGCCCAGGAAGAGGAGCGGACUACCAAUGGAGCUACGGAUGAAGGGAGUGGCGGCUCGGAAGAAGCUGAUUCUCAUGAGAAGGAGCUCGAGGCGGAAGCUGACGGUGCUGAAUCGGGUCAGCAGCUUACUCAGGCGGAAUUCAAGAAAGGCCUCAUCGAGGCAUUCGAAGAUGAGAAAGCAGAUCGCGAGGUAUGGAAGGAUGUCGUCGACAAGAUUGUUGCUUUUGGUCCGAGGAGAGUCGGACCGAACCUUUUCAUCGAUGCCACGAAGGAGGGUAUUUGUGAGAGAUUCUUGCAAGAGGACGAUGCCAACGGCACGGCCGAAGACGGCGUCAAGAAUCACUCUUCGAUGUUCGCCGACAAAGCGGCCUACGCCUUCCAGCUCGCUACCCACCAAGGACCUCUCUGCAACGAGCCCACGCAAGGCCUCGCCGUCUUCCUCGAGGAUCUCUCCACCGACCUCUCCACCGACGAAAUCAGCUCCAACACCGGCCGUCUCACAGGAGAAAUCAUCCGCACCAUGCGCGAGUCCAUCCGCCAGGGCUUCCUGGACUGGAGUCCACGCAUCCUGCUCGCCAUGUACAGUUGCGAAAUCCAAGCCUCGGCCGAAGUCCUCGGCCGCGUCUACUCCGUCAUCACGCGUCGGCGCGGCCACAUCGUCAGCGAGAGCCUCCAGGAGCCCUCGACGAAUUUCACCAUCCUCGCCGUCCUCCCCGUCGCCGAGAGCUUCGGCUUCUCGGACGAGAUUCGCCAGCGGACGUCGGGAUUCGCCGCGCCGCAGUUGGUCUUCAAGGGCUUUGAGAUGCUCGACGAGGAUCCCUUCUGGGUCCCGUUUACCGAGGAGGAACUUGAGGAUCUGGGGGAGAAGGCCGACAAGGAGAACGUCGCGAGGAGAUAUGUGGAUAAGGUCCGCGCGAGGAAGGGUUUGGCGGUCAAGAAGAAGGUGGUGGAGAGUGCGGAGAAACAGAAGACGCUCAAACGAUAGGAUGUUAUGUUUGACUUGUAGUCGUGUUUGUUACAAUGUCAAUUUAAGUGCUGAAGCCGUUCCUUCUUCGGACCUUUUCAUGACUCGUCAGGCCCUAGUCGUGGGUUUCGGUCGACAUUGAUGGGUUCCACGUGAUUCGAGAAAGUCUGCCCAUCUCGCUUGAUGGCCA